GUGCAUUUAACAUCACAGACUCUGGGCUUCACUGUAGAGGAUGAAGCUGAUCUAUUUGCACUGCUAUAUGAUCACCCAUGAUAACUAACAGAGGGGGAUAUCAUCAUGAAUAUCUUAUUUAACUGUUGCUCCUCCAGCACAUGCACCAAAAUGCUCGAGUGAUUCACUGUAGAUUGAAAAUCCGAGUUUUUCUCUGUAAAGGUGUCAUGUACGCAGCUGUACAGACAUAGUUCGUCCCCGGCUUUGAUCCUUUAUUUCUGUGCUUCAUCCUCCUCUAACUGACCCAGGGUAUCUCUUACUCUGACCUCUCAAUGCAAAUCGCAUGCCCUCAUCUGUAAAUACUGUGUUUAUAGUUGUGGCAAAAAAAAUUGAAGAUUUCCAUCCUUCCCUCCCUCUGUGUGUCUUGUCCCUAUUAAGCGUUCUAGAUGUAGGCUUGGCUGUCUUGAUCAUCUUAGAUGAAUGCAUGUUUUCUGUGUUUUUUCCAAGAUGAGGAAGAGGCAACAGAUUGAGACAUUUAAGUAUUUUUCUCUCAAUAAAAAAUAAGCGUUGGUCAUUGAAGCAGUUUUGUGACCACAUUUAAAAACCCCAAAUAUGUCAUGCAGUGUGCUUUGGGCUCCAUUUUAACCAUUGGCUUGACAAGACUGAAUACAUGUGGUUGCUAAUUCUGUUAGCUUCCUUUGAGCUGAUCUAAAAAAGAAAAUAAUGUCUCUGAACAAAAAGAAAAACUUCUUGAUGUCUGCUUGGAAAAGAUAAUUUUACAAUCUGUUAAAGAGCAGUUCUAAAGCUUGAUAGCUUCAUUGCGCUUUUGCUGUGUGUGUGUGUGUGUGUGUGUACAUCAUUAAAGCCAAUCUCUAAAUGCUAACACUCUAACCUCAUUGCUAACGGAGCAUGCUAUUGACUGAUUGAAUUCAGAAACAUUAUUUGUUUAGGUGUUCAGUUUUUAAGAUGUUUAAAAAAACACAGAAGAGAGAGAAUAGAAAGUAAAACUACACCUCAACUCGUUGCAAACAACAAAAAGCCUUUCAGUUCUGUGCUCAAACAGAUCUUUGGCCCCAUAUGACACUGUAGCAUUUUAUUAGUUUGUCGCUCAUUUAUCAGUUUAGCCUUCAUGAGUUUAAGAGGGAAUUUCACCCCUUUGAGAUUUACAGUAGCUCUUGUUUUGAGCUACUGAACGUGAGCUCUUGUGUUUUACAGCAUAUAUAUCGACCGAGAGUACAACUUUUGAUGCCUGUACUUUACAUAAAACUGUGAUUUAAAAAUAUUAUCAAGAUCAUUCACAAGUUGAUGUCACAACUGAGGUUUUACUGUAUUACUAAGGUCCUGACAUGAGUCAAGUAUUUACAAACCUUAAAUUUAAUUACCUGCCUUUAAUUAUCAGUAAAGAUAAAACUAAAACACCUGGAAUUCAAAGCUGUUUAAAUCUAAUACACAAAUUUUGCUUUUGCAUGAUUUAUUUAAGAUUUUAAAUAUUUGAACUCAGGUCUACUAUUAUGCAAAACUAUUGGACAUCACAUGGUAAAAGAGAAAAAUAAGCUGUUGUUUAUCAUAUUAUUUCAGUGUUGUGUGGGCAUGUACAGUAGCAGAUUCUCUUGCACGGUCACUUUGUUGGUUAUUUUUCAUUCAGUCUCUUUUUAAUAAUAAACACUGGGAGAUAUAAUUUAAGAAGAAUCAGAAAAAAGAAGAAAAAAUAUCCUAAAUAAUGACUCUCCUCUCUUCUGGGACAACCAAGCCUUAUGAACUUUGUGAAGUAAAAUUUUUUGAAUGUUUGUAUGUUAUAAAAGAAAAAAAUGGAUUGUUUUAUAUGUUAAUACUGCCACAAUAAAGCUCCCUAUUGAAUAUAUAUUGAAAUAAGGCGCCUAAGGUGUGGAUUAUUUUACAUGUUUGUUUAUUGUGGUCAACAAGAUCAAGAUGGGUUUAAUCUCUGAGGCAUCCAAAAACAUCUCAAUCUAUUAACAUGUACAAUUAUUGUACUUUUCCAUAAUAAUCCUGUCGGGACACAUUGAAGUAUUAAAGCUGAGAUCCAAGACAAUUUUUCUGAAGACUUUCUCAAAGCUAUGUCUCCCUCAUGUGGUGCGAAAUUGAGAUUGCAUGUUGUGUUGGCGUCUCUAUGGUGAUGUUUUUGUUAUUUCUGGGAGUGUUCAAACCUUUGCCAUUAAGACUAAACUCUAGUACAUUAGAGUCUCUUUGGAUGAGAAAAUGCCAUGGUCUGUUUAAAACUUUUUUAUCCAAUAAUCUCAAGUACGCUCUACUAUACCUCUACUGCGGAAAACGUUUUUGGACAGUGCCUCGGUGUAAAACAUUAGUGUGUGCAGUCUGAUCAUCAAUUUCCUGGAAGGAAAGAGAAUGCAUGAACACUAUGUGACAUCGUAAGAAGAAAGAAAGUAAUGCUGCACCACAAAAUGAGUGUAUGACAAUGGAUAAAUCUAAUAAACAUGAGCCACAAAUGACUGUCCGUGCAGCAAAUCCAACUAUGGAGACGUGUCCUCUCACAGGAGCAGGACGCACUGUGUCUGAACUCCUGGAGGACACUGGGAAUUGUCGACGGAUCAUAAACCAAGAGCUGAACCUUCGUCUUCUCGGUGACUCUCUCUCCAGUGAGCAGCAGAAGGUGAGUCAUGUGUUGGACUGGGCACACAGUUUCCUCAGUAGUGGGUCAGAGGUUAACCACCAAUCCUGCAGAGCUGACAGCUUGAUAUUGGCUGAUGAAGAGCAGAGGGAAAGACCUGCAUACAUGCAUCCAUCUGCAGCUAAAUGCCAUCAUACCGUCUCCUGUACUGCAGGUGGUAAUGAGGUAUUUGGACAUUUUCCAGAUGAUCCCUGCAUCCCCUUCUCCUUUAUCCCAGAGCGAGAGAAGUACAAAGAAACUCCUGAGAAUAUAAAAAGUAUGGAGCUACAGGAGGCCGCUAAUAAACAAACUUCUAGCCGAGACAACAGAACAAGCAGUCUGUUUAUAUCUAAUCAAGGACAGCACACUGACUUAUCAGACAGAAACACAAAUCAAACGCUUGCAUCAGAUGGUGCAGCAUGCUCAAUCAAAAAAUCCACAUCACCUUGGAGCAUUGUGGAUAAGAAGGUGUUUGGCACCGCAAGAAACUUGAAACUGAGUUAUAAAACUCCUGCAGCUCUGUCAGAAAGAGACAUAUCAGGACAGAAGAUGGAGCUGAGCGACGUAAACAUUGAGGGGAUGGAGGAAACAGAGGAUGCUAGGAUAGGGAAAAGGAGGUGCAAGAUAAAUGAAGAACAAGAAUCUAGCUCAGCUUUUGCAAUACAUGCAAAGGAUAACAUGAACAGUAUUGAGCCUGAGAAGACACAGAAACCGAUGGAAAAGACUUCACACCUCGGUUUGGGCUGUCAUUUGAAAAUACCAACAACUUUGACUGUAUAUGAGCGGUACCAGCUUUGUGUGGAUCAACUGCAUCAACUCAGAGAAAGACAAAGCCAACACAGCGUACCGGGAUGCUCCAUAGAGUCACCUGCAAAAGAAAGGAAGACAUCUGUAGAAACGGCACCACAGAAUCCUGAGAUUAAAGAACAUCUAAAUAAAGCAGGAAGUAAAGGGGUUACAGCUACAGAAAUCACAAAAAAGAGGAGUUCAGAUGUCAUUAAUAAGAAACAGGACAGAUCUCAAUACAAUAGAAAUAGGGCAACACUUACUGAACAUGGACAAACCAAACAUCGUGACAAUUUGACAAUGGAGGAAAGACAUGCAGCCACGUGUGCUGAGAGAAGAUCUGUUUGUGUCAUUAACACAACUGUUGAACAUCUGGGGCCUGUUGAUAAUGUUGCUGCUGUGGAGGAGAGUGCUGCACUCACUACUAUCCCAGGUUUGUCUCCAGAGAGAAUCGGCUGUAGUCCAGGAGUAGAGGGUUAUCAGAGUGGUGUCAAAGGGCAAAAGACAAAAGUUGGGGGUCAAGCAGCCUCAUCGAGACUCUGUGAAAAGCCAAGUGUCUCCCUGUCUUCUCCAACCAAUAAAGAAAUAUUCCAAAGACCUCAGUCAUCAGGAGUAAACAAGCACACACCAGAAGACAAAGUGAAACCUACGUCAGCCUAUAGAAGUACACACAAAUGUCUGUCACCUACAGAAACACACACACAGCCUCUUCAUGGUGACCCCGGACCAACAUCAUCAGCUUCGGGUGCAUGUCGAUGUAAACAAACUGACAAUUACAACCCAGCAGGUGUCCCUGUGUGUGACUGCUGGUUGUGUCUUCCGGAUGAGGUGUGGCUGUCCAUCCUGUCUCUGCUGCCUCACAGUGAUCUGUGCAGAGUGACGAGGGUCUGCAGUCGCCUGCACACACUUGCCACCGAUCACACCCUCUGGAGAAAUCUGAGGAUUGCAAACUCCGACCUGACGGAGCGGUGCUUACUUUGUGUGGGCAGACGUCGUCCUCACAGUCUGUGUCUGUACAGCUGCAGUGGCCUGUCUCUCACCUCCUGUGGGCUGCAGAUGUUUUUCACUCUGUGUGGAAACUUUCUAAAGGAAGUCAAGGUCACAAGUUGUACUGGUCCUGGUCUCCAUGGUGACCAGAUGCUGCGUCUGAUUGGUCAGCUGUGUCGCCAUGUGACCAGUGUGGAUGUGGGCUGGAGUGGAGCCACAGACACAGGAGUGAAAGCCCUGAGUGACUGCUGCCCAGGGUUGCAACUAAAAUCUAUUGUCCUGAACGGCUGUCAUGUCACUGAUGACCCGCUGAUGAAGCUAGUCAUGAGGCACAAAGAAAGUCUGUGCAGAUUGGAGGUGUUUGGCUGUCAGUUCCUCACUCCAUCCUGUCUACAGGCAGUAUAUGAGAUGUGUCCUGGCCUCCAGCAUCUUAACAUCGGACAGGUGCCAAAAGUAACGGCACACUGUCUCACAGUGAUGACAUCACUGCUCAAAUGUCUCAUUUCAAUAAAUCUCACUGGACUACAGGUGGUCACUGAUGGCACAGUGGAGACUUUGCUUCAGAACUGUGUCGAACUUCAGAGUUUGACCUUCAGCUCCUGUCCUGGAGUCACUGACCUGACAAUGUACAGCAUCAGUAAAUACACACCUUGUAUCAGAUCUCUGGAUGUGAGUGGCUGCAAGGCAGUAACAGACGCAGGAGUUCAGUCUCUGGCUCUGGGAUGUAGAAGACUUCAGCAGCUGAAUCUCAGUUCCACUGGCACAGGAAACAGAGGGGUUACUCUGCUGGCAAAUUACUGCAGCAGACAACUCCAAACAGUCAAACUCAAUUUCUGCCACAUCACCUUAGAGACUAUACUGAAGCUCUGCAGACGCUGCAAAAGGUUGAAGGCGCUGCAUCUCUACGGCUGUGCACGUCUCCCCGCUGAGAGAGAGAUCAGGGAAGUUAACCCCACUGUUAAAGUUGACCCCUUGCCGUGACUCACGCGCAAACAUCAGUGCGCAACUGCACAGAUAGACCCAACAUAUCGAAGGGCAAAAUGUG
Molecule: messenger RNA, 5423 nt
Organism: Anarrhichthys ocellatus (wolf-eel)
Lineage: Eukaryota; Metazoa; Chordata; Actinopteri; Perciformes; Anarhichadidae
Exons: 15
Coding region: 2408-5359 (983 amino acids)
Biological process (GO): SCF-dependent proteasomal ubiquitin-dependent protein catabolic process
Cellular component (GO): SCF ubiquitin ligase complex
Molecular function (GO): protein binding
Source: RefSeq, a predicted model, not a curated record